AAGCAUGAGGAUUCAGCCUCGACUUGUCCCUUUGUCGGUUGUUUGUAUCGGGAAGUAAAUCCGACAUGGUCCAUGAAGAUCUGGCGACCCGUCUGAACGACAGGGAGUAUAAGAACUGGCUGAAGGCUGGACGGUGUCUGCUCAUCCUCAAGAAUGGGCUGCAUCCCUUCAUCGCCCACAACAUGAGAGCUUUCCACGGAAAUCUGCUCAAUCAAAACCCUCUGCUACGGAAACCAUGUCAGACUUCAUGCAGACCCAGAGGGAAUAAGCUUUCCUCACCCUGCCAGGUGUGUUCAAAGUGGCAGACAGAGAUCCUGAGACACCACAGACAGCCGGGUGCCAUAGUGAACUGGGACAACUGUUUCCCUCCCAACUGGAGGACUGACCACUGGGAACUGGCCAAGGCCUACAUGCCACGAGGUCAGGGGAAACUGACGAGUGCAGAUCAAUGUGAUGCCUCAGCUCUGCUCAACCUAAUCAACUACUGCGACUGUUUCUGCUACGUGGAUCCAAAAUUUGUGAGAGAGGUCAUCCGUUUUAGGAACGAGUUGAUGCACUCCUGUGAGUUGUGUGUGACGGACGAAUGGAUGAGGCAGUACCAGACCGCAGUGAAAAAUCUUGUGCAGCAUUUGAGCCACAUCCCAGAGAUGGCAACAGUUGGACAACAGAUUGAGGAGAUGCUGACCCUUGAUUUGUCAAUAUGUGUCUCUGGUUUGGACCGAAUUGACUCUGCUGGCCUGGAUGGAUUAGAGGCGGAUUCUGUCUGCCAAUGGGACACGAGCGCUGACUUAAUCAGCCAAUGGGAGACUGAGCUGCUAAGAGAGAGUCUGCAGGAGUUACUGCAUGGUGCUGAUGAUGAUACAAAGACGCAGGAUGCUGAGCAGCUGAAGAGGCUGGGUGGUUUCCUGCAGGCCAACAGAGAUCUGGGCGAGAGGUUUUCUGCAGAGCUUCAAGCCAUCAACUCACUGGAGGCCAGAGACUAAGGAGGAGGAGGUGGUAAAAAAACAGGGGCUGAUUGUGCAUGAUGUCUUUAUAUUUACUAUUUGAUUGAUUCAGGGUUUCAGUUAGCACCAGAUCACAACAGAAGUCAUUUAAGGUUACCUUUCCUAGAACAGGUCUAUACCAUGCCCUUUUAUUAAACAAAUUAAAUAGCCUUAUGUUAUUUAUCUUAAUUACAUGACAAUAUGUCAUUUCUGUCUCUACAUGGUCGCGUGUUUACAAUUCUCCUCUGCUCUCUGUAUCGAGCAUGGUGGGGUUGCGCCCCGACGCACGCACACACACACACACACACACACACGUGCGCACACACACACGUGCGCACACACAGGUGAGCACAUUUCCACCAGCAGACAGAGAGCGUGCGUCAGGCAUCUCAGAGAUGGCUGUUAGCCUAGCACCUGCUAAUGUGUGCUCACUUUUUUUCUCUGAUUACCUAAAAUCCAGAUGUUCAGGAGGUUUUUACUAGGAGUGAAGUGAAUGGUUGUCUCAGCCCUGUGAUAGUCUGGUGACCUGUCAAGGGUUUAUCCUGCCCCUUGCCUAGGGCUGGACGAUUGAUCGAAUUUUAAUCAUGAUUUCGAUUUUGGCUUCUCACAAUCAUAAAAACAUUAUAAUCGAAGAAAAGCAAUUAAUGCGGCGCACGGCACGGCGUGUAUGUAAGCACCUCUGUUAUGUGCAGCAGCAGCAAGCGUGUGACGUGUGUGGAUCAAUAUGUGGAGCGAGCGAUUGAGAACAUGGCAGAAAGACAGCCUUUGGUUGAGAAGAAAGGUACACUGUAGGACAACUUCAGUCAUCUGGAAGCAUUUUGGCUUCAAGUUGACGGACGUUGAGCUAAGGAAAUUGUUUGCAAAGUUUGUCACGCUGUCGUGUCUGCCCCCCAAGGCAACACGAGCAAAAAAAAGUCCAAAAAAGUUAAUUUGAGCUUACAAAUUAUGGCGAAAAGGUAGUUUCUUGCAACCCUAGAAUUAAGAUAAAAAUAUUCACAAACGAAAAAACACUUCUGGUUGCUGAUAAGUAGUGUUUAACUUCUGUUUUAACACUAAAAAUUAAAACCCUUGGCGGACACUGCAGCGCAAGCAGACAGAUGGGCGACUCAGAGCAGCAUGUGUCAGACACCAGACUCAGAGCGCAGCGGACCGGUGGCAAAUGUCACCAUCAGCGUAUUAUUUUACAUCAAUAAAAUCUAUUUUAUCAUUAUUUUCAGUCACAUUGUUGAAAGAAUUUAGCUGUCUGUGUUCAAGCAGGAUAAUAGGUCUCCAUUCAUUGCACGUCGGGCUUUCUAUUUCCUUGUCGGAGAUGGUGUUGCGUUCAAGGUCCCCCCCCCCAAAAAAAAACGGGAGGAAAAAAAAAGGCCAAAUAUUUGAAUUUUUUUUUCACAA
Epinephelus fuscoguttatus (brown-marbled grouper) is the source of this 2375-nucleotide messenger RNA. RefSeq lists its product as uncharacterized. NCBI's taxonomy places the organism in Eukaryota, Metazoa, Chordata, Actinopteri, Perciformes, Serranidae. The transcript is spliced from 6 exons. The record is from RefSeq and is a predicted model, not a curated record. Bases 66 to 983 code for a protein of 305 amino acids.